Molecule: messenger RNA, 714 nt
Organism: Pristis pectinata (smalltooth sawfish)
Lineage: Eukaryota; Metazoa; Chordata; Chondrichthyes; Rhinopristiformes; Pristidae
Product: balbiani ring protein 1-like
Exons: 5
Coding region: 1-714 (237 amino acids)
Source: RefSeq, a predicted model, not a curated record
AUGACACGACCCCCGAGCCCAGGCCAGGCUCACCCCGGGCACCGAAGAGCAGGCUGCAGCCUCCCGGCUCCGUCCACACGUCCUCCCGGCCCCGGACACAGAGGUGGGAGUGGGACCGUCGGGAGCCGGCCGGCCGGUGCCGAGAACACUUCCCGUGAGAUCCAAGAAAUUGAUACGAGGAGGGGAAAGACCAGAAGGAACUAUUCCAGGAACAAGAAGGAAACGCGAGGAAGUAGACAGUCUGCCUCCAGCAGUGCACAAGGAAAUGCCAAAGCCGACGGCAACACCCAAGAAGGCCAAGAAAGAAAAAAAGCCAAAAACAAAGGCGCCCAACCAAAAAAAGAGAAGAAACCAAAAGAGAAGGCUCCAAAGCCCAAGAAAGAGAAAAAACCCAAAGAGAAAAACUCAAAACCCAAAAAUGACAAAAAACCCAAAGGAAAGGCACCAAAAUCUGAGAAAGAAAAGAAACCCAAGAGACCAGUGCGCAAACCUGACGAUGCCAAGGACCCUCUGCAGGAAGAGAAGCCUCGACCAGAGGGAGAAUACAGGGAAAUUACAACUGUACCUGCAACAGAAAUUGAAGAAGAAGUUGUCACAGGCUUGGAAAAUUUUGAUUAUGACCUGUGGCCAACUGAAUCCCCCAACAAGCCAUUCACUUCACGUCCUCUUAAAGAAUACUACACCGUGACAAAGGAAACGACCGAGAGGAGAUGA